Messenger RNA from Desarmillaria tabescens, 573 nucleotides. RefSeq lists its product as uncharacterized. The transcript is spliced from 2 exons. The record is from RefSeq and is a predicted model, not a curated record. NCBI's taxonomy places the organism in Eukaryota, Fungi, Basidiomycota, Agaricomycetes, Agaricales, Physalacriaceae. Bases 1 to 573 code for a protein of 190 amino acids.
AUGAAGCUGGGUGGCCGUGUAUGGGAGGGUCGGUGGAUUGGGUUUGAUGAAACAAGCAAUGGAUCCUGCAUCUACUGGCCAGAGAGCAAAAUGGUGUCCAUUGAGCAAAACAUCUAUUUUGACAAAUCUCAUGCCCCUGCUGAUGAUCUCGAGGGGGAGGAAGAUAUUGAGUUACGCGAGAUCCUGUCAACACCAAAAGCUCAGCCCAACCUGCCUACUGUGAAACCACCACAGACGAUGCCUAACCCUGAAGCCCAGCCUACUGUUCAACCCGUAGUUGAAGAAACCUGUUCCCAAUGCACUCGAAAGCCUAGCCAGUGGGUGUUGGACCUCAUCUCUGGCAAAGGUAGUGUGUCAGCAUGCCAGAGUGACCCUGUAGUACCCAUUGGUGUUCAGUUACCAGCCAUCAACAAAAACGACGUACCUCUUGAGUUUGAGGGGGAAGGAGAGGCAGAUUGGUUGAUGUUACUUGAGGAUGCAGAAUUCCUUGAGGAGUACACCAUGGCCAUUUCAGUGGCUGAUGCUGAGGCAUUAGUGUUACGUGUAUCCAACUUCUCACAGUACUAUUUAUAG